AUGUAUAUAUGGGCGAAGUCGCGUAGGGUUUUCUUCAUGCCGGAAAAGGAAAGUUUCCAUGCGCCGAGCCUUCUUCUCCACGUCGUGUAUGGGCCGACAUUGUACCAAGGAAAGCUCCAAACAUUAGCCAGGCCUCUUCUCUAUUCGAUCAAGGCCUUUGGCGCUGCUGCUCGGGCCAUUAGACACUCCAAAUCCUCCAUGGGCUUCGUUUACUCGCUUACCGGACAUGUCUCGGUGCAAGAUCUUAACUUGAAUUCUCCAGGCCGUUUUGAAGCCACAUGUUCCUGCAAAGAGUGA
This is a messenger RNA of Microthlaspi erraticum, 297 nucleotides long. The record is from the annotation of a GenBank genome assembly. Lineage: Eukaryota; Viridiplantae; Streptophyta; Magnoliopsida; Brassicales; Brassicaceae.